This is a messenger RNA of Clonostachys byssicola, 1194 nucleotides long. The record is from the annotation of a GenBank genome assembly. Lineage: Eukaryota; Fungi; Ascomycota; Sordariomycetes; Hypocreales; Bionectriaceae.
AUGGCCAGCUUCACCAAUGCAAACGCUCCCAAGCGGGUGGCAAUCAUCGGGGCAGGAGUGACAGGACUGCUGAUUGCCCAGGGACUACUAAAGAAUGGCUUCCAAGUGACGGUGUACGAGCGAGACCCAAGCCUCGAGUUCCGCGACAACCGCCCGGUGAGCUUCAUGAUCCACUGGGGGUUUGAGACGCUCUCGGAGCUGCUCCCCGCCGAUCUGUGGGCGGACAUCCACACGACCUUCUGCAAUCCUGCCUCGCGCGACGCAAAGGAGGUCGAGGGCAUCAAGUUCUACAAUGGCCACUCGGGGGACCUGCUCUUCCAAGCCCCGCCGAUGGUCAUCAAGCGGGUGACGAGGCAGAAGCUGCGCAAGCACGCGGCCAAGGGCGUCGACAUCCGAUGGAGCGUGACGUUCGACGACCUCAAGGUCCAGGAUGACGGGGUCAAAAUCACCUUCAAAGACGGAUCCGAGACCACGGCCGAUUUUGUUAUCGGCGCGGACGGGCCAAGGUCCAAGGUGAGGCAACUGCUGCUGGGCGAGGAAAAGUCCCAGCUCACCAAGUCGGACUUUGUGUGUGGGUACACGAGCGCCGUGCUCGGGCAGGAGAAGGCGGAGGCCAUCCUCAAGGCGCACCCUGUUUGGGCCAUGGUUUACCACUCCAUGGGCGUGCUCGCCAUAGGAGCCGAGGACGCCGUCAAUCCUGAUGACAUCUCGACAUGGAUCUUCAACAUCACGCGCAUCUGGCGUGGAGAGUCACCGCGCCAGGAAGGCCCUGAUGCUAUCAAGACCAUGAAGGAUAUAACUGAAACGUUCAGUGAACCCUUCAAGUCCAUCGUCCAGGGUUUGCCCGUGGACACACCUGCAUUUGUUCGCUCGCUUUACUACUGGCGGCCGGUCCAGUGGCCCAACUUUGAUGGCAAGAUCACGAUCGCUGGGGAUGCGGCGCACCCGAUGCUUCCAUUCCGCGGCCAAGGGUUGAAUAACGCUCUUGACGAUGCUGUCAAGAUUGUGCGAGCUCUCGUGGAAGUGUCAACUGGCAAAGCAGAGUUGAAGGAAGCAAUUGAUAAAUAUGACGCGGACGUGGUCGAGCGUGGCGCAAGAGCUGUCGAUAUUGCCGUCAAUGAAGGAAAGCUGGUCCAGGACAUGGACAGAUUGACAGAGAUGGUGGUCGCGAAGAAAGGAGUCGGCAAGCCCUGA